AUGACAGCGAUUACACUUUGGGGAAACAUUACGAAUAUUGAAAGUUCAUCAGCUGUGCAGAUUUCUUUGCAUGUGUACGGUUAUUUGAUUAUCGGUCCAAUGCUCAUUUUGAUCAACGCUCCCGUCUUUGUCGUUGUGAUGAUGCGUGAAGCACUCAGGAUACCCUAUAUGUACAACUAUUACUUUUAUGUCGCUCUAAUAUUAUUAAGUUCUAUUGCUGCAUUAUUUAGUAUUAUCCUAAUGGUUGUCGUUGUUGUGAUGCUGAAAAAGAGAUUCGGUGCUGCGUUCCUCUCAAAACAUUCACAUAGUCGCAACUUAGUACAAUUUUUCAAGAAGCAAAAGCGAUACACUCAUACAGCACUGAUCUCUUGUUGUUUUACGUUUUUUCUUGAUGUGGUACCAUCUAUCAUCCAGUGUAUUUUUAUGAUGGAUACUAGUGCAAAGUCAGAGAGCAUUAUGAUGUUAUGCAUAUAUUUACCUUUAUUGAAUUCCUUCAAUAUGGCAAUAUUAUUCUUGUAUCGGCAAGAGGAUGUUCGGAAUGCAGCAGUUCACGUCUUCAGAAAGCUGUCCCGUAGAAAUAAUAUUCACCCA
Molecule: messenger RNA, 591 nt
Organism: Acanthocheilonema viteae
Lineage: Eukaryota; Metazoa; Nematoda; Chromadorea; Rhabditida; Onchocercidae
Source: the annotation of a GenBank genome assembly